GCGAUACUUAAAGUUGCCUUAGUCCGUACAAUGGCGAGCUCGCGUCAAGUCGUUCUCAGGGCUGUCCUAGCGAGCCUUAGCGUGCUGAGCGCUCGGGGGGCAUCGGGGCCAGGAAACUACACAUUCCCUGACGGAUUCAUGUUCGGGGUUGCUACUGCUGCGUACCAGAUAGAAGGAGCCUGGAAUGAAGAUGGUAAGGGUGAAAGUAUGUGGGACACGUACGUGCACGCGCAUCCAGAGUACACGCCGGAUCGCUCCACCGGGGACGUGGCAACGGAUUCUUAUCACAAGUAUAUGGAUGAUGUCGCCAUGGUAAAGGAAUUGGGUGUUGACUACUACAGGAUGUCCAUUUCAUGGCCAAGGUUGCUUCCGAAUGGCACUGACAAUAAUAUUAACAAAGCUGCGGUUAGAUAUUAUCGGAAGGUGAUAAAGGAAUUGAUCAAAGCCAAGAUAAUACCUGUUGUGACAUUGUUCCACUGGGACUUACCUACCCCUCUUAUGGAUCUGGGCGGUUGGGCAAAUCCACAAAUGGUGAAUUACUUUAGAGAUUACGCACGAGUGGUGUUUAAUCUGUUUGGCGACGUGGUGAAGACAUGGACUACUAUGAACGAACUACACCAACAUUGCAUUUAUGGCUACGGUGGCGAAUAUUUUGUUCCUGUUUUAAAAUCUCACGGAGUGGGCGAAUAUUUAUGUGUCCAUUACAUGCUGCUGGGCCACGCUGCCGCAUACCAUCUGUACGACAAAGAGUUUAGACCAACACAAAAAGGAAAAAUUGGCCUGACUCUGGACGCAUUUUGGGCUGAACCGAAAAACAGCAGUAAUCCAGAUGACAUCGAAGCCGCUGAAAGAUAUCUUCAGAUGCACCUAGGUACCUUCGCGCACCCAAUCUUCUCUAAGCAGGGUGAUUAUCCGGAGGUGGUACGCAACAGAGUGGAUAAAUUGAGUCUGCAGCAAGGAUAUACAAGAUCUCGAUUGCCAUAUUUCACGCCUGAAGAGAUAAUUUCGCUGAGAGGUAGCUCUGACUUCUUUGGACUGAAUCAUUAUACGAGCUUCCUCAUGUCUCCGUCCAAUUUUGAGGAGACGUGGGCAAUACCUUCAAUGGAUUCUGAUACGGGUGUCAAAUUAGAACAAGAUCCAAAAUGGCCAAAACCAGGAUCUGAUUGGUUCUCGGUAUAUCCUCCUGGUUUUCGGAAAAUCAUUAACUGGAUAACCCAUGAGUACGGAAAGGAAAUUCCGAUCAUCAUUACCGAAAAUGGUUUAACCGACUUUGGAGGCGUCAAAGACUACGCGAGAGUAGACUAUUUCAACGAAUACUUAUCCCAAAUGCUGCAAGCAAUGUACGCCGAUGGCUGUAACAUACAGGGCUAUUUUGCGUGGACAUUGAUGGACGACUUCGAAUGGAAAGAUGGUUACACAUCAAAAUUUGGUCUGUACCAUGUAGACUUCGACAGCGAAGAAAAAACCAGGACACCAAAACUCUCGGCGAUUAACUAUCGAGAAAUAGUGCGAACCAAAAAAAUCAAUUUCAAUUUUAUAAAAAAUCCAACCUCAUCUACCCAUUCUAAUAAAUUAUAAGAUAUUUAGGUACUAAUCAUAUGAUUAAAUUGGUUACAUGGCAUGGGGACCUCAAUAUUCUGAUUGUCCUUUAAAUUUAACUCAAGGAGGUACCUAAGGUGUGAUGCGUUGAAAUAUUGUAUAAUAAAUGCUCGGUAGUCUGCUCUUCCUGGCCACACUCGCAGAGUGGAGGAUCUUUUCAAUCCCGUUUAUAUGUAUGUUAGGGAAUUUCAACGGCCUAGUUUCUAGUCUGUCGCUUAAAUAGGCGACUUAAAGGUUUUUGUCGCGUCGAUUACAUAGUAUUGUGCCUUGUAGUAGCGAACCACUCCACAUUCCUUUAUAUGUAUCAAAUAUAAGAUUAAGUUAAUAAAUAUUAGGUACAUUAAGAAUUGUAAUUAAUUUUUAUUAAGUAAAGGUAUUACACACAUAUGAGUA
This is a messenger RNA of Leguminivora glycinivorella, 1992 nucleotides long. RefSeq names its product myrosinase 1-like. Gene Ontology annotation, biological process: carbohydrate metabolic process. The transcript has 11 exons. Gene Ontology annotation, molecular function: beta-glucosidase activity. Lineage: Eukaryota; Metazoa; Arthropoda; Insecta; Lepidoptera; Tortricidae. The coding region runs from base 31 to 1578 and encodes 515 amino acids. The record is from RefSeq and is a predicted model, not a curated record.